Dentiscutata erythropus is the source of this 1295-nucleotide messenger RNA. The record is from the annotation of a GenBank genome assembly. Lineage: Eukaryota; Fungi; Glomeromycota; Glomeromycetes; Diversisporales; Gigasporaceae.
AUGUAUUCUGAAGUGAAAAACACUGGUAAUGCAAACGGAGGCCAAUUUCUUACCACUCUUCUUUUUAGUGUUAAUGAUCGAGUAGGUAUCCUGGACGAAUGUUUGACUGCUAUUAGAAAUUUGAAUAUUUCUUUAACUAGAAUUGAAAGCCGUCCAAGUAAAGCCCCUGGUUGGGAUUAUGAUUUCUUUGUUGACUUUAGCGCUGAUGAGGAACAACUUUCUGCUGCAAUCAAAUCUUUGAAAGAGAUUACAAAACAAGUUCAAGUCAUUAGUUCUGGAGGUACUCAAUUUGAAUCAGUGCCGUGGUUUCCACGUAGAAAGCAUGAUCUUGAUACAUUUGCUGAUAAAGUCUUGGAAAUGGGUGAAGAACUUGAUGCCGAUCAUCCAGGCGCGUUGGAUCCGGUUUACAGAGCGCGUCGAGCUGAAAUCACUCGACUUGCUAAAACUCAUCGUCAUGGCCAGCCAAUUCCAAGGGUUAAAUAUACUGAGAAGGAAAUUGAAACGUGGGGUACAGUCUUUCGCAGCUUAAAAAAAUUAUAUAGUACACACGCAUGCAGAGAACAUCAAUUGGUAUUCCCAUUAUUGGAAAAAAAUUGUGGUUAUAAAGACGACAAUAUUCCACAACUGGAGGACGUGUCAAAUUUUUUAAAAGAUUAUACUGGGUACACUCUACGCCCUGUUAUGGGAUUACUCACAUCACGCGAUUUUCUUAAUGGCCUUGCAUUUCGCGUGUUUCAUUCAACCCAAUACAUUCGUCACCAUUCUAAACCUCAUUAUACACCAGAACCAGAUGUGUGUCACGAACUUCUUGGUCACGUACCUUUAUUUUGCGAUCCAGAUUUCGCCGAUUUUUCUCAGGAAAUCGGACUGGCCUCAUUAGGUGCUAGUGAUAAUGAUAUUGAAAAGCUUUCAACAAUUUACUGGUUUACUGUCGAAUUUGGUCUAUGUCGUCAGGGUAAUGAUAUUCGAGCGUAUGGUGCAGGAUUAUUGUCUUCGUUUGGUGAAUUAGAGUAUUCAUUAACUGAUAAACCUGAAAAAAGACCGUUUGAUCCGCAUAAAACUUCGGAGCAAAAAUAUAUUGUAACCGAAUAUCAACCGAUCUAUUUUGUUGCCGAAUCUUUUAAGGAUGCACAACAGAAAGUUCGUGAUUUUUCAAAUACAUUAGAUCGUCCAUUUUCUGUACGAUAUAAUCCUUACACAGAAUCUAUUGAAGUAUUGGAUAAUCAGGAGAAAAUUUUAAGAUAUGCACAAAAUAUUAAAAACGACAUGGCAACAUUGGUUGAUGCUUUAGAAAG